Messenger RNA from Monosiga brevicollis MX1, 772 nucleotides. RefSeq lists its product as uncharacterized. The annotation marks the transcript as partial. Lineage: Eukaryota; Choanoflagellata; Craspedida; Salpingoecidae. The record is from RefSeq and is a predicted model, not a curated record. Gene Ontology annotation, biological process: carbohydrate metabolic process. The transcript is spliced from 5 exons.
AUGCAGAUCGGGAAACUGGUCCAAUUUCCGUGCUUCGUCUCAUUGAGCGCUUUGAUGAUGAUCAAGCGGAUGAGGAUGGAUGAGUCACGAUUGCGGCGUGGGACCAAGGUGCCAUGGCUGCUCGUGCUGGUGAUGGCACUGGGCCUGAUGGUGGCGGUAGUGCCGGGGGUAUCUGCGGCAGUCGGUACGCAGGGCAUGAGGCAAGAGGAGAGCGUUGACUGCCGUCGCGUCGCUGAGACGCUGAUGUACGCAGCUGCGUUGCAGCCCGAAACCGCCAAGAUGUGGCAGUGGGCCUAUGGCCAAGGCAUCAUGAUGAGCACUGGACUAGAUUUGGCCCAGCACUACGGCUGGACCAACUGGACGACCUUUUUCAACCAGCUUCUAGAUGGCUUUGAGGAGACGCCCGGUCAAGUGGCAAAUAGCGUUUUGAACAAUAUCACUAUGGCCUUUGAUCAUGCCGUCGGUGAUCGGAUCGGCCUGUUCCCCAUUGCCUACCUCACCCGCCAAAGUUAUGGGUUUGGCAACGCAAAUGAUGCCGUUGUCAUUCGCGGCAUCAUCGACGAGUACAUUUUACCGUACCCCUACCGCCUCAACGAUACGGCGCGAUGCUUUUCCCGUUUUGAAGGCUGGUCUGGGCAAGUGAGCAAUGGGCCUUCUUUUGUCUGGGCAGAUGACCAGUUUAUGGGAUUGACAGUCUUAUCGCGCUACGCCAAGGCUACUCAAAGCAAUGAUUUUGUUUCCAUGGCUGCGCACAUGCAGCUGACCUACGCUG